This is a messenger RNA of Aspergillus viridinutans, 483 nucleotides long. RefSeq lists its product as uncharacterized. The coding region runs from base 1 to 483 and encodes 160 amino acids. Gene Ontology annotation, cellular component: Golgi membrane; endoplasmic reticulum. Gene Ontology annotation, biological process: N-glycan processing; carbohydrate metabolic process. Lineage: Eukaryota; Fungi; Ascomycota; Eurotiomycetes; Eurotiales; Aspergillaceae. The transcript has a single exon. The record is from RefSeq and is a predicted model, not a curated record. Gene Ontology annotation, molecular function: mannosyl-oligosaccharide 1,2-alpha-mannosidase activity; calcium ion binding.
AUGCCAGAAGACUUUCACGUGUCACCUUGCGCAUCCCAAGCUUCAUGUCCCUGGGAUGAAGCGCAAUGGCAAAGAGAGGUGACGAGUAAGGCAAAGGAUCCCCAAACCCAAACUGCUGCGGACAUCAUCCACGAGCAGCGCCUUCCAAAGGGGUUUGCUGCAAUCGCAGACCGGCGGUAUAUCCUGCGGCCGGAGGCUAUCGAGUCCGCCUUCAUAUUGUACCGGAUCACCGGACGAGAAGAUCUGCUCGAUGCCGGCUGGACGAUGUUCGAGGCAAUUCAGAAAGCUACGGAGACUGAUCUUGCCAACGCAGCUUUAUCAGGCAUCACCGUUCCCCAGCCACCUCAGACUGAUUCGAUGGAGAGCUUCUGGACGGGGGAGACGCUCAAGUACUUCUUCCUUCUCUUCAGCAGCCCCGAUCUGAUCAGCCUCGAUGAAUAUGUAUUCAACACCGAGGCGCAUCCCUUGAAGGGGAUGAAAUAA